UCUCCCUCCCUCCCUGUCUCUCUAGCUCUCUCUGACCUUAUAAAUAGAAGCCACUUCAUCAAUUCAUGAGACAACAUACCAAGGCCUUUCAUUCAUAGCUUAAUUCUUAUUUUCCCAAAUUAGCCAUAAAUAUCUUCCAAUGGCGCCAAAACUGUCCUUAUUGCUGCUUCUGACAAUGUUGCUAUGUUCACAUUCUCAUGGUGUCCACCUCAAAGAAACCACCAUGACCCUGUAUUUUCAAGAUUACUCCGCCGGUGCCAACGCCACGGUUCUCCCGGUAACCGGCAUCCCCGGCAGGGUUUGGUCGUUUUUCGGCUUCGGAACCAUCUUUUGCACGGAUGACCCAAUUACAGAAGGCCUUGACAAGAACUCGGCCCAAAUCGGAAGGGCCCAAGGCAUUUACGUGACCUCCGCGUUGGAUGGGUCAAACACACAUGUUUUGAUCUCAAUUGUGUUCACGAAUGAGGAGUUCAGUGGUAGCACCUUGGAGAUACAGGGCACAAGCCGCCAACACGACGCCGUGAGAGAGGUGGCCGUGGUGGCAGGCACCGGGAAAUUCCGGUAUGCGCGGGGAUACGCCACCUUCGAGACCGUUUAUUUUGACAUGGAGAUUUCGUACGCAAUCAUCAGGUGCAACGUUACUGUGAUGCAUUAUUGAGAGAGCAAAUUGGUGAAGAAAAAUAAAUCGCUGCUUCGACUUGAUUUUUGAUGUACUAUGUUAUUAUCCUUAAAAGAAUUUUUAGUAUAUUCUUUUCAGUAUUUACUAAGGUCGAAGUCAGUGUAAUAGGAUGAUUAGCCACAACUUCUUUGUAUUUUCAAUUUGUCAUAUAAUGGCUAUCAUGUUUUUCUUUAUUUUA
Messenger RNA from Cornus florida, 857 nucleotides. RefSeq names its product dirigent protein 1-like. Lineage: Eukaryota; Viridiplantae; Streptophyta; Magnoliopsida; Cornales; Cornaceae. The transcript has a single exon. Bases 140 to 658 code for a protein of 172 amino acids. The record is from RefSeq and is a predicted model, not a curated record.